AUGUUAAAGAAGUUAUUGUUCCAACAAAAUGUUAAUUCUUCAUUUUUCAACUCAAACCAAUUAAAUCCAAAAGAAGAAUUACCCUCAACAAUUAAUAUAAACAAUUCUUCUAUUCAAAAUCCUUCUCCUUCAAAAAUUCAAUUUAAAUGUCAACAAGAAUCUCAACAACAACAACACCCCCAAAAACCCCCUCCUCCUCCUCCAUUACCUCAGAAACCUUUAUUAAACUUUCCUCCUUCCCCGUCUACAUCUAGUCAACCAGCUUCUAUAUUAUGUACAAAAUCAGCACUUCGAAUGCCUUCAAAACAUUUAAUUGGGAGAAAUAUUAAAAAUAAUAUUGUAAAUAAUGUUAAACAAGAGGAAAUUGAAGUAAAAGAUGUCUUAACUACAGAAAAAUUUAAUGAACAAUUACAAAAUGAUAAAAUAAAUAAUAUCAAUAUUCAAUCUAGUCCUCUACUAAAUAACCAAGAAUUCGAACAAAACAAUAAAAUAAAAAAUCAAGAGAAUACAGAAAAUAAUGAAGAAGGAAAAUUAAAUACAAAAAAUUUGGAGAGAAAACUUGCUGAAGAAAAUGAAGAAGACAUUCAACUAAGUAUCGCUAAAAGUAAUGAAAGUUCGGAAAAAAUUCAAGAAUUUGAAAAGUUAAAAUCAACACAACAACAACAAGAGGAAAUUACCAAAAAAGAAAAUUCUGAAAUAAUGCCACCACAAACAAAUAAACAAUCUUUAUCAAAACAGGGGCCUUCAAAUAAUAAAAGAAUUACUAACAAUACUUCCUCAUUAAUAACCCCUUCUUCGUCCACAAGAAAAUAUUCUUCUUCUUUACAACAAAAAUCACCUUCAAAUAAAUUAAAUAAUUCAACAAUUCCUUGCCCCACACAAAUGUCUUCUAGCAAUACUUCCACAAUUUUAUCCCCACCAGAUUCUGCAGAAUUGAAUAUUAGCCAAUGCUCUAAUAUUUCCACAGAAAAUAAUAAAACAAAACAAAGGAAACAGGUAAUUUAGAUUACCUGUUUUUCAAUGCCAACAAGCGCAACACAAUCUAUGGUAGCCAGUACAUCAACCGCCUCUGCCUCUU
Molecule: messenger RNA, 1078 nt
Organism: Meloidogyne enterolobii
Lineage: Eukaryota; Metazoa; Nematoda; Chromadorea; Rhabditida; Meloidogynidae
Source: the annotation of a GenBank genome assembly